UCAAUAUCGCUCGUCCGCGAUACCGGUUUAACGCAUGCCACUGUGCAAGCAUUACAGAACGUGGCGUCGAGUCCAUGAAAGUGGGCGGCGUAUCAAACGAAAGCAAAAUUGUCGAAGAUGUUGCGAUCAUACCACAUGAUCACCGUUAUGUUACUAUACUUAGUCCGGACCGUUUUCGCGGACAAUUGUUCCAUUUUAUCGUACCAAUGUGGCACACAUUUCACAUGUCCGAGCAUCUUUGAACGUAACAAUAUUUGUCCAUUCAGCAGAAUGCCGGAACAACUGGAGGAGAUCAAAGGCAAGCUUGCCACUUUCGGCAUGGGCUGCUUCUGGGCAGGGGAUUCUCUCUUUGGAGUACUGCCAGGUGUCAUCAGAACCUGUGUCGGCUACGCCGGUGGAACUAAGGAGUCUCCAGCAUAUAAGAACAUGGGAGAUCAUACUGAAGUCAUUAACAUUGAAUAUGAUCCAGAGCUAAUAUCUUACACACAUUUACUGAGCUUGUUUUGGAACAAUCAUGAAUAUAGUCUAACAAAGAAGAUUAAAAGACAGUACAUGUCCCUUAUCUUGUAUCACGACGAAGAACAAAAAUUACAAGCUGAAAAAUCUCGCGAGCAGGAACAAAGAAAGUGCGGGGAAGUCUUUGUCACAGAAAUUCAGAAAUUUUCUAAGUUUUAUCCAGCCGAAGAUUACCAUCAGAAAUAUAGACUGCAGAAUCAUCCAUGGCUGGUUGAGACAAUAGGCUUCACACCAGAAAUCUUGUGUGCGUCUCCACUAGCAGCCAAGUUGAACGGCUACAUCGCAGGAGCUGGUACCCUCGAACAAUUUGAAAGAGAGUUACCGAACUUAGAAUUAAACGAGAAAUCGGUACAAUAUUUAACGAAAUAUAUUCUUGAAAAUCAAGGUAGUGGUUUGUACUGCUAGCAAAUCUAGAACAAUGGGAACAAGGCAAAUAAUAUUUUUUCCACUAAUAGACAUAGAUUGGACAUUUUCGAUUUCUUUGUAAGAAGAAUACGCACAGCCUGAUAUACACACGUACUACAUACAUAUAUUAUAUACAUUAUGUAUUUAUAUAUAUAUAUAUAUAUUA
Messenger RNA from Cyphomyrmex costatus, 1087 nucleotides. It is a transcript of the gene MsrA, whose product is annotated as methionine sulfoxide reductase A. Bases 118 to 921 code for a protein of 267 amino acids. NCBI's taxonomy places the organism in Eukaryota, Metazoa, Arthropoda, Insecta, Hymenoptera, Formicidae. The transcript is spliced from 4 exons. Gene Ontology annotation, molecular function: peptide-methionine (S)-S-oxide reductase activity. The record is from RefSeq and is a predicted model, not a curated record.